Messenger RNA from Xyrichtys novacula (pearly razorfish), 1585 nucleotides. The record is from the annotation of a GenBank genome assembly. Lineage: Eukaryota; Metazoa; Chordata; Actinopteri; Labriformes; Labridae.
GGUGGCGGUAAUGCACCUCUAACGUUGGUUGCCAUCCGCUGUAAAACAAUAUCAAGAAGAAGAAGAAGCGACCGCAGCUGUUCAAGCCACAAGCUGUAUGUGUAUUUGAGAUGUUAGCGGCGCCGUUGAAUAAAUUUGAUUAUUACACCCUCUGAAGGUAAGUGUGCUCAUUAUACGGAUAAUGUGUUUGGUUAAUGCUCAACCCCUUUCUGUGUUACCGAGCUGAGCUAACCUGCUGCUUUUGCUGAGAUACAGACGAGUCGCUCUUAGUUCAUGCUAUUGCCUGAGAACUGAUAGUUGUGUGAAUAAUAAAGCUUUACUUUCCUCCAAAUGACUAAAAAACUGGUCUCUGAUAGUAUUACGGGGACACGAGAUAUUAAACAUCUUUAAGUUUGGACUGCAGGUCAGAUGAUAAAAAUGGAGAUGUCUGUUAGCUUACUUUCAGGUUACAGAGCUCCCAUUUAAUUAAAAAACACGUUCACCUGACGAUGAGAGUCAAUUGUUAAGGAGAACCUGAAAUAAAUCUAUACGUUUCUUUAAGGAUUUAGUGUACCAUGCCCACAGUUCUUCAAUGUGCGUUACUAAUUCCAUCUCCUACUUUGUUCGUUUUCAGCCCCAUUUAUUGCUGAACAAAUAGACAUUAACUACAAACAUGACAGAGUCACGCAACCCAGGAAUAUCCUCUAUCUCCCAGACAGCCCAGGCGCACCCCGAGUCAUGUUCUCCUGCUGUGGAGAUGGAUCCAGUAGAAUACACACUCAGAAAACGCCUUCCCCGAAAACUCCCAAAGAGACGAAAUGAUGUCUAUGUGAACAUGAAGACUGAUUUCCGGGCUCAGCUGGCACGUUGUCAGAAGCUUCUGGAAGGUGGGGGUCACCGAGAGAUCUGCGUUCAUGGCCUGGGUCUAGCCAUCAACAGGGCCAUCAAUAUUGCCCUUCAGCUGCAGGCCAGCAGCCAAGGGGUGCUGCAGCUGGCGGCCAACACCUCCACUGUGGAGCUUGUGGAUGACCUGGAGCCUGAAGAUCCGGAUGAGGCUGCAGAGCCAAUGACACGUACACGCAACAACUCUGCCAUUCACAUUAAGGUUUUUUACCCUGACCCCCAGUAACCUAAAAGGGUUGAUUCCUUCAAAUAUUAGUGGACAAAAUCAAAGUGUGGUCAGCUGGGACUCUUCAAAUGGAGAUCCAUAAUGACUGAACCAGAGGACUUCACACUGACUGUUAAUUCUCAACCUGGAACAACCUAUGUUAACUGAAAACACUGCAUAUCGUGCUUUUAUUAUACUAUAUCAGUUGUAAAUUGUAACCAUCUGUUAGUGUGCAUGUCUUGAAGCAGCAGUAGUGCUGGAUAGUUGAACUAUCAGCACAUUUUUAUUUGUUUAGAUUAAACUGUGCCAAAUGAAAUUAUUUAGGUGUCUUUAAUUUUGAAGCCUGAUUGUUGAAGCGAGUGUCUACAACAGAAGGAUUGCGUGUCAAAACCUUAGAGGAAUAACAAAUUCUCAAAUUUACAAGCUGCUGUUGUUUACGUGAAUGUCCACUAGAUGUCAGUGUUGCACAUCUUUUGAAAUUAAAACAAUUUUGGUGAA